AUUUGCCCCUUUUGAUAACAGCUUUUUGACUUUUCGUCUGUGAAAAAGCGAUGAAGUUCAUCACUCUCUUUCUUGUGUUGUCGCUGGUCGUCCUCAUGGCUGAACUCGGGGAGGGUUUUCUCGGCUUCCUUUUCAAGGGACUUGUUCACAUGGGCAAGGAGAUCCAUAACCUCAUCCGCAGAAGACAUGGGGCAAUGACCGAGCUGCGAGAGCUGGAGCAACGGGCCUUUGACCGAGAGCGAGCUUUUGCUUGAGUCCAUGAUGGUCCAUCUAUAAGGAGCAACUCUGAAACUUUGCCUGAAAAGAAAUGCUUCAUCAUUAAAAAUAUUGAUCAUUGAUUGAUCAAUUCAUCAACAAUA
This is a messenger RNA of Pseudoliparis swirei, 359 nucleotides long. RefSeq names its product pteroicidin-alpha-like. NCBI's taxonomy places the organism in Eukaryota, Metazoa, Chordata, Actinopteri, Perciformes, Liparidae. The coding region runs from base 51 to 254 and encodes 67 amino acids. The record is from RefSeq and is a predicted model, not a curated record. The transcript is spliced from 4 exons. Gene Ontology annotation, biological process: defense response to bacterium.